Achroia grisella is the source of this 1218-nucleotide messenger RNA. RefSeq lists its product as uncharacterized. The coding region runs from base 1 to 1155 and encodes 384 amino acids. The transcript is spliced from 6 exons. NCBI's taxonomy places the organism in Eukaryota, Metazoa, Arthropoda, Insecta, Lepidoptera, Pyralidae. The record is from RefSeq and is a predicted model, not a curated record.
AUGAAAGUCGCCGUGAUAUCAUUUUUCACUCUGGCCUUAAUUUCAUGUUGCCAUGGCAAUCAGAAAGAUCAUCCCGAUGCAUAUUUGAGCCGGUUCGUCGCCGACUUGUGGCUGGAAGGCGCUGACGUAAUAAAAAUCAUUUGGAGGGACUGUUCCAAAAAACUAGUCGAAGUAAAGGAUGUUAUCGACCAUAAGGAAUACUUUCCAAAAUUCAUAAGGUGCAUGAAGAGGAAAACAUUGCGAGCAUUAGAUCGUGCAUUAUCUCCUGAUAUAGUGCCUGUAGCCGAAGGAAUUAAUUUGGUGAGAUUUGAACUUGUUGAUCGCUCUGGAAACAUCAUGCCUGAAAAUGAUACGAGUUCGUGGACAGAUAAAGAGCUUGAAGAAGAAGAAUGGAGAACAUUAGCUCUCCGACGAAUGGCUAAAGUGUUAAGAACCCACGUUAUAAAAUUUGAUUUUGAAAAUGAGAAAUCUAUUGACAGUGUUCAAACAGUUGAAUACAGAGGUAGACGGCGGCAUCAAAUGAUGACAAUGAUGAUGUUCGGUAUAGUAUCAAUUGGCAUGGUCUUAAUUCCAAUGGGUUUCCAAUUCUUAGCCGUUCUUGGCGGAAAGGCACUAUUAUUAGCUAAGAUGGCGCUUAUUUUAGCAUCCAUACAAGGACUUAAAAAGGUAGACAAUAGUAAUGAUGGGUAUCAUGAAAGGGGAAAGAUUGCUUCAAGUCCGGUGAACUAUGGCUUUUACCAAUCCUACCACCCUUACGAUUACUACGAAAAGCGAAGUCGAGAUAAUUGGCUACCACCAGCUAUCAUGCCUGGAACACCACCACCCGCAUUAUCUGCACCACAGUGGCCUUUAGAUUCUGGAGUUAAAAUCGACAGAAGAAUUUCAGCAGACACAACUAAAACUGUAAAAGAUAAUAAUGCUGAUGUUGUAACGUGGAAGCCCGAACUAAAUAAAGUGACUAAAGGAGAAAUGGAACCUAGAGUAUAUCCAGUCUAUACUGUAUCUCAAACUCCAUCAGUUUUUACUGCAAUUGAUUCUCCUACUUCCCUUGUAGAUAUAACAACGAGACCAGGCGAAGUUCAAGCUGAUUAUACUAUAGAUCUACCUUACAAUGGAUUUCGUUUUCAAACUCCCUCUACUGUCAUUUCAGCUUGAUGUAUUUAUACAAUUAUUUAGAGCAUUGUUUGAUAUAGUAGUUAACAUAUACACAUAUUUAUC